Molecule: messenger RNA, 1026 nt
Organism: Coffea eugenioides
Lineage: Eukaryota; Viridiplantae; Streptophyta; Magnoliopsida; Gentianales; Rubiaceae
Exons: 2
Coding region: 37-717 (226 amino acids)
Source: RefSeq, a predicted model, not a curated record
CAACGCAACUCUUCUAAAGAACGGAGAAAGACAAAUAUGCCGGGUGGGGUUGAAGAAGAAAAUUCUCUCCAUAUAUCAAAUGGCAAGAAAAGGCCGCAAUCCCGAAGGUUUUUCCUCACGUUUCGGCAGCUAAAUGCACUUGCAGGGAUGAUUGCUCUCUCUGUUAUGGGCAUGGUUAGUGUUGAAGAUUUGGCUUUUGUGGUCUUUUCUUUAGCAUAUAUUCACUUCUUAUCAAAAGUUGCCUUUCCCCCUCUUUCCCCUCGGCCCAAUCCCCGAGUCUUUGGUGAAAAGAACAGGCUUCAAGAUCUCUACGUGCUUUUCUCUGGAAUAAUCAGUUUAGCUUUCCCAUCGGCAUACAUACUCGAGGGUAUGUUCCGGGGAUACAAAGAGGGUGUCAGGGUAGCUGCGUCACACGUCUUUCUUCUUGCUAGUCAGAUAUUCAUGGAAGGAGUGGCUUUUUACGGUGGUUUUUCCAUGCCAGUUUUUGCUUUUGUGCCUGUUUUCUACAAUUCAAGAAGGAUCUUUACCGUUGCGGACUGGCUGAGGAGUGAAUUUUACAAGACUGAUGAAAAUCCUAGAAGAUUGUACAUUGGAAGAGGCCUUGCUGUCGUUAAUAUGGCCUUUUGGUGCUUCAAUUUGUUUGGGUUCUUGUUGCCUGUUUUCCUUCCAAGGGUCUUCAAGGUAUACUAUUCAUCUGGGCACAGGGAUGAACACUGAAUAACACUUGCACGACAUGGUAUAGAAUGAAAAAGGGCUUAUGACAAGAAUCAAAUUCCUACCCGGAAAUAGAUGGGAAUCCAGAUUCUCAUCUCAUUGUUUGGGCGGGGAUCGCAUCGCAGUUUGUGUACUUGCGACCACUUACGUUAGUAUUGAAUUUGUACGUAUUCUAAAGUCUGCACUAUACUAUUAGUUUUGUACUUUUUGUGUUUUUUCUUCCUUCCGGCCUUUUGUUCCAUAAUAGUAAUCAGUUUGGACAGAUGUAAACUCUCAUUACUGAUAUUAGUUGAUUAUACAUCUCUUCACUCC